Lottia gigantea (owl limpet) is the source of this 594-nucleotide messenger RNA. RefSeq lists its product as hypothetical. The coding region runs from base 1 to 594 and encodes 197 amino acids. NCBI's taxonomy places the organism in Eukaryota, Metazoa, Mollusca, Gastropoda, Lottiidae. The transcript is spliced from 3 exons. The record is from RefSeq and is a predicted model, not a curated record.
AUGGCAAAUAAAUUUGGAUUAGGUUCUUUACCUUUAGAUACUAAAAAACCUAACACUACAGCAUGGAUAAAUAAAGCAAAACCUUAUUUUGUGGAACAAAUUGGAGACACCCUUCAAGGUGAUUUAGAUAUGAAUAAUUUUACCAUUACUAAUUUAAAGUUACCAGAAAAUGAUUAUGAUGCUGUUCACAAGAAAUAUUUAAUGGAUCAAUUAAAUUUAAUUGAAGUAAAUAAAGACCAUUUAAAAGAAAGAAUAGGCGAUGUGAAAAGAUACUUCAAACUACAAAAAAAUAAUAAAGAUUUUAUUGAUGAUACUAAAUUACAACAAGAAAUGAUCAGAUUACAAAACAAAAAAAUAGAUCUUAAACAAGUAAUAGCCAAUAUUAAUCCAAGUAUAAGUGAAGAUAAAUUAACAACAUUAGAAACUAAACUUAUUGAUAAUAGUGAAAUACAAAAACAAAUAGCUGGUAUAAGUGAAGAAAAAUUAACUGAAUUAGAAACCAAAAUAGAUGCUAUUAAACAACAACUUCUAAAUGUAGUAGAUAAAACUCAGUUUCAAAGUUUAAGUUCAUUAAUAUCUAAUUUAGAUGAUUAG